AUGUCAUCACAAUGCAAGUAUUUAAAUGCUCAUGAAGGUUUUCCUAAAAAUAAAGGGAAGGAGCGAUUACUUAGGGAUAACAAAUUCGAGAAAAGUCCUUCGAAGGAAAUAUCUAGUAUUCAAACUGGUUGCAAAGCAAAUCAAUAUCCUUCAAUGAGGAAAGCAAUAAGUGAGGUCCUUCCUAAUAUGGCUCAUCGGUUUUAUAAGCGGCACAUUCUUCAAAAAGCACGCGAGCAUCUAGGCAUUUUAUUUGGCACAAAAGAGAAGUUUCAAGAGGACUUUCUUAGUUGCAUCAAUUUUAGCUUAACAGUUGAGGAUUUUGAGUCAAGUAGAGUCAAUACCCAUACAACAAUUUAUGAGUUUGUCAUGCAAUAUGAAAAGGCUUUAGAAGAUCGAUUUGAUGUAGAAGAGGAAGAGGAUUUUCGCUCUCUGCAAUACAAGCCAAGUUCAUGGUCUCCAAGCCUAAUAGAGAGGCAUGCACAAAAGAUUUAUACUAGAGUAAUGUUUAAGGUCUUCAAGGAUCAACUGAAAGAGAUAUUUUUAUUUUCUCUAAAUGAAAUGGAGCCUAAAGUAUUGUACAAACUAGUGCAAGUCCUAAACUCAAACAAACCAAGUGCUAGAAGAAGAACUUAUAUAGUUACCUUCCAAGCCCCUACGACAGUAUCUUGCAAUUGUAAAAUGUUCGAAUUUAGUGGAAUGGUGUGCUCGCAUGUGCUUAAGGUGCUUUUGCAUCUUGAUAUCUUGGAAAUACCCUCUGAAUAUAUUUUAAAGAGAUGGACAAAGUCAGCUAAGGAAGAAAGUUUUGAUACACACCAAUGUCUUAGCACUGAAUCGUCAAAUUCCUCCUCAAAGACUCUAACGUUUAAUAGUUUGUCUCAAAAAAUAAUAAAAUUGGUUGUAGAAGGUUCCACGUGUAUUGAGUUGUAUAAUUUGAAAAAAAGAAAGAUGAAACGUUUCAAGCCUCCUUCAGAGAUGAAAGCUAAGAAGCAAAGAACUUGUGGGAAAUGUCAUGGGAAAGGUCACAAUAGUCGAGCUUGCAAGGCCCAAACAACAAGUCAUGUAGGAAGCAUCAAUGAGGAAGAAGAGGAAGAUCCGGAAGACCAAGAAGAAGAGGAUGAAGAUGUUGAAGAAUAUUACUACUAA
Messenger RNA from Asparagus officinalis (garden asparagus), 1143 nucleotides. RefSeq names its product protein FAR1-RELATED SEQUENCE 5-like. Lineage: Eukaryota; Viridiplantae; Streptophyta; Magnoliopsida; Asparagales; Asparagaceae. Gene Ontology annotation, molecular function: zinc ion binding. Bases 1 to 1143 code for a protein of 380 amino acids. The record is from RefSeq and is a predicted model, not a curated record. Gene Ontology annotation, biological process: regulation of DNA-templated transcription. The transcript has 5 exons.